AUGUCUAUCAGAAAGGGAGGUGAAAAUUUGAGGAAAUAUGCAGAGAUAGGUGUAGAAGACCUUAAUCAAAUUGUGAGCAGUAUGUUUAAAGACAGACCUAAUUUGGGUAGUGUCAGCACCCAAACGAUUGAGAACGACAACGAAAUUUCGAGUCCUUUCGUUCUUGAAAAAAUAAUGACACCUCGCCGCGUGAUUGACGCUCUUUGUAGUGCUGCGGUCAUCACACCUAUCGUUGAUCUCGAUAAAAGUAAUGCUGAAAGACGUUCUCGAAUUUGUGCUAGUGCGCUAGAAAAUUUCAAACGUAACAUUCUCAGCAGUGAAAAUGACUCGUCACUAGAACUGAAAUCAAGUGACUAUUCUGAGUUGAUGAAAGCUGUCAAACAAAAAAUUAAAUCGACUGAGAAACGAGGUCAAAAAUUAUCACUCUUAACUCUUGCUCCCGCAAGUUGGACACAUCGACAAACAAGUGAUUAUUUUGAUGUGAGUGAAUAUGCUGCUGCCCAGGCAAGUGAAUUAAAGACUCAAUCUGGAAUUUUAGCGUACCCAGCUGCUAAAACAGCGUCACGUCGGAUGUCAAAUGAUGACAAACAGCGCAUCAUCGAUUUUUACACAUCAGAUGAAUACAGUCGACAGCUCCCUGGCAUGAAAAAUGUGAAAAGUGUGAAACAACCAAAUGGCAAAAGACUUAAAAUACAAAAACGUUUGCUUCUAGUCAACGUAGAUGAACUACAUUCUGAUUAUAAAAAGAAGUAUAAAAACAUCGACGGAAUAAAAACAUUCGGCCUUUCCGCAUUUGCUGACCUCAGACCGAAACAUGUCAUUACUGUUGGGUCCAGUGGUUCGCAUUCAGUUUGUGUUUGUAUAUACCAUCAGAAUGUAAAACUCAUGUUAUCCGCUAUUGGACUUGGAGAAGAGCGCCAUUUAUUGAUGGAUAAAGUUGUUUGCUCGGUCUACAACAAAACGUGUAUGGUGACUCGCUGCCCAAGUUGCCCUAAAUCGGAAGCGCUGGAAUCAUCCUUAGAAGAUUUAAUCGGGCUGAAGGUUGGCUUGGCUGAAGAAUGCUGA
Messenger RNA from Daphnia magna, 1065 nucleotides. RefSeq lists its product as uncharacterized. NCBI's taxonomy places the organism in Eukaryota, Metazoa, Arthropoda, Branchiopoda, Diplostraca, Daphniidae. The transcript is spliced from 2 exons. The coding region runs from base 1 to 1065 and encodes 354 amino acids. The record is from RefSeq and is a predicted model, not a curated record.